Molecule: messenger RNA, 825 nt
Organism: Actinia tenebrosa (Australian red waratah sea anemone)
Lineage: Eukaryota; Metazoa; Cnidaria; Anthozoa; Actiniaria; Actiniidae
Source: RefSeq, a predicted model, not a curated record
CUUAAGAAUAACAUAUCCUUAAGAACGGUGCAAAAUAUAUGCGAUUAAGCUCUCAUUUUACUCCAAACUUUGAUCAAAACAGUGAUGGCGUCUUGAAGAAUUUGUACUAUACGUUCGGCGCGAACUCAGUCAAAUACCAAUGGCCUUCCAAACAUUUUCCAGUGCCUGUAUCGUUCGAAGACUCGUUAUUGCAAUUGCAAGUGUAAGAAAGAAAACAACUUGUAAAGUGUUGGUACGUAAUUCAACAAUGAGUAAACAUGUUUUAGGAUGCAGUGGUUUGACAAGAAGUGACCAAGAAAGUUUUAAACGAAGCGAUUUCUACGUUCAAAUAUUCCGGAGGAGCAGAGAAGAAGCAAAUAAACAAACAACACAGUUACUCGAGAUUGCAGAAGUCUUGUGCAAAGAGGAUUCUAAGAACUCUCAAAGGAAAGGAAAUGUGUUUAAAAAGCUGGCUCCACAGAUAGAAAAGCAUGUCUUUGACGGACUACAAAAGGACAUUUGUGUUAAUCUUUGGGAAGAAGCAGCUGAACACGUUUACGGAACGACCACAAACUAAUUUAAAAUCUUCAAACGGUGGCUAGUCAAGCGAUAUUUUUUAAAAACAAUAUAACAUUUUUUGCUGUGCUGCUUUCAAUUUGCUGCGGUUGAAUUAAUUAGUCUUGAUGAGUUCAGUCCAGUGUGAGGCUUAAAAGUCAGUCGCCAUCAUCUUAACCAAGUUUUUUUGAGCUGCAUUCGGUAAAGAUGCCGCUUUACCAGGUUAUUGAAUGUAUCGAAUUAAUUGUUUGAUGCGAAAUAAGACGUUUGUUUAUAAAUUAAAUAAUCAUU